AAUGGACAAUGUGACAGGCGGCCUAGAGACGUCCCACAGGAGAUACACAGAAAAGCUCACAGAGGUGGAGAGUGACCUGAAAAAAUUAGGACAAUCAGUUCCCAUUUAAAUGGACUUGCCAUGGAGGAAGGUAAAAAGGUUUUGGGGCAGUGUGUGUGGGACGCACAAAGCUAAGAUCGCUGGACAACAGGGUCACAGCAUGUGCUGAAGGGAAGGCAGCCCACGGGGAUUAGCUCAGUGGGGGCCUGGAGGUUGUCAGAGCUGUGUGAGGAGCACAAUGGAACCUGAGCUAAAGCCAAGAAGGAAACAUAGGGUAAGAGCUGAGAAGAACCCAGAGUGAGACAAGUGGCAGGCAGAGGAACUGUGCUCAGGAAGAUGCCUGUCCACUAAAGGCUCUAAACGCUUCAGACUACAAUCUCACAAGCCACCACUGGGUGUUCUCCACUCAGACACACCAGAAGAAGGCUCCAUACACAGCUGCAUUCGCUGGAGUUUGUGGAAAGCUUCCUGCUUUCCUUUGCAGGCAUCUGAAAUCAUGGGCUUCAGAACGCAUAGUUCAUAACUACAGCUACAGUCAGAUGAGGACACAACUGUGCGGUCUGCAGCUAGGAGAGGGAAGUGACUGGGCUCAAGGGAAAAUUUCUUCCCUGAAAAUGAGUGCUGAGUGCUUAUGGCCUUGGCUUCUGUGCCCUGGCUGUGGAGCUGUGCAGACUCAAAAGCUUCAUACUCAAGACAGGCUUUCAGAAGUAUGCUGCAGGGCAGUGCAAGGGAUAGCAAAACUAGGAAGUUUUGCCUUUCUCAAACUGGGCACAUGAGGAAACGGUAACAGCUAAACCAGUGUCAUUAAAGGCAGCAGAACAGGAACAGGUCGAGUUCUGUCCUGUCUGGGGCAGAUUGCAGUCAAGGUUUGUGUCUCUGAACCAGAUUGUUUUAAAAUAAGUAGUGGAAACUUUUUUAGACUAAAUCAAGUAUCUUAAAGAAUAGAGCUGUGUGCACUGGAGCACAGUGAAAGGGAGGAAGAAAAUAGGAAAAGGUAACAUUUACUUGUGAGCUUUCUGAAAAUGUAGUUGCAGUGUCCCAGUGCCCUCACUGGUGCCUCUUGAAGGCUCUGAAUUCCGCCUGCCACUCAGUUCUCACUCAGAAUGCAGCACGACUGGCUGCAAGUGCUCAGUUUCUAACAGUAGUUCUUCCCACAUUUGGGAAUCACCAUUGUGCUCUCCUCAGUGAGACAGGAGGAGCCUUGAUUGCUCUUGGAAUUUUAUCCCAACCUGGGGCAGGAAUUGGCUCCCUUCUCGGAAGGACAGCACAGAAAUUCUAUUGACAGAGCAUUCUGACAACCUGAGUGUGUUAACAGACACUGUGCUGCUUUGAGCUGUGUUGUAAAGCACUCCAUCUGAAGCUUGCCAAUGUUUUUUCCUUCUGCACUAGAUGACCAAGCUGGACAGAAGGCCAUGAGCACUAACACUGAGCUGUCCAGCUUCAGAGCUGACAUUCUGGCUCUUCGUCAGCAGCUCCAUGACAUCGUAGAGAAAACCAGCAGGAACAAAGACACCCUGGAGAAGCUGCAGGAGUCUGGCAGUGUGUUAGAUGAUAGACAGAGCCAGAUGAGGAGUACUUUGGACAGUAACUCUUUCAUGAUCAUCAGUGUCAAUAAGACUCUUCAGGCAUAUACUGGCUACAUCAACAAUCUUCAACAGGACACGAGUGAUAUCCAAACAAACUUACAAAACCAAGUGCACUCUCAUAAUGUGGUCAUCAUGAACCUCAACAACUUAAACCUGACCCAAAUCCAGCAGAGAGAUCUUAUCAGUGUGCUGCAGAAGUCAAUGGAAGACACCAGCCUAACAAUCCUCAGGAUCAAGAACGAUUUCCAGACUCUGCAGCAGGUUGUCCUGCAGGCCCGGAAGGACACUGACUGGCUGAAGGAGAAAGUGCAGAACUUACAGGCUUUGGCUGCCAACAACUCAGCCUUGGCAAAAGCUAACAAUGACACACUGGAGGACAUGAACAAUCAACUCAGCUCCUUCAGUGGGCAAAUGGAGAACAUCACCACCAUUGCUCAAGCCAACGAGCAAAAUCUGAAAGACCUCCAGGAACAGCACAGAGAAUAUGAAAACAGAACUUCUGCCAAAUUCACCCAGCUGGAAGAGAGGUUCCAGGUCUUCGAAACUGAUAUAGUCAAUAUCAUCAGCAACAUCAGCUACACUGCUCAGCACCUGCGGACACUGACCAGCAACCUCAACGAGGUCAGGAGCACCUGCACAGACACUCUGAGCAGGCACUCAGACGAGCUGGUUGUCAUGAACAGCACGCUGGCCAGCAUCCGCCUGGACUCGGCAUCUCUCAAGGUGCAGCAGGAUCUGAUGAGGUCGAGGCUAGAUGUGGAAGUUGCCAAUUUGUCAGUAAUCAUGGAGGAGAUGAAGCUGGUGGACUCCAAACAUGGCCAGCUCCUCAAGAACUUCACUAUCCUGCAAGGUCCUCCUGGUCCAAGGGGACCUAAAGGUGACAGAGGCCCUCAAGGUCCUCUUGGCCCUGCUGGCCUAAAAGGACAAAAAGGAGAGAAAGGAGAGCCUGGACCACCAGGACCUGCGGGUGAGAAGGGUCCACCAGGACCAGCUGGGCCACCAGGAGAAAAAGGAGGGAAAGGUUCCAGAGGAUCACCUGGCUCCAAAGGUCAGAGGGGUUCCCCAGGGAAAACAGGUCUGCCUGGGCCAAGCGGAGUCCCAGGGCCACCAGGGCCGCAAGGCAAAGAUGGGCCACCAGGACCACAAGGCCCACAAGGAUUUCAAGGCCUGCAAGGAACUGUUGGGGAGCCAGGGGUGCCAGGACCUCGAGGACUGCCUGGGGUACCUGGAGUCCCUGGGCUGCCCGGGCCAAAGGGCCCACCUGGCCCCCCAGGGCCACCAGGACCAGGGAAGCCAAUGGCACUGCAGAGUGAACCCACGCCAGAGCCCGAAGCCAACGGUUGCUCACCUCACUGGAAGAACUACACAGAGAAGUGCUACUACUUUUCAGUUGAAAGAGGAAUUUUUGAAGAGGCUAAGUUGUUCUGUGAAGACAGGGCAUCCCACCUGGUUAUCAUAAACAACAAAGAGGAGCAGCAAUGGAUAAAGAGGCAGAUCUUUGGGAAAGGCAGCUUCUGGAUCGGACUCACGGACUCAGAGAAGGAAAACGAAUGGAGAUGGCUGGAUGGGUCCUUACCAGUUUACAAAAACUGGAAAACUGGGCAGCCUGAUAACUGGAGCCAUGGGCACGGGCCAGGGGAAGAUUGUGCUGGACUAAUCUAUGCUGGGCUCUGGAAUGACUUCUACUGUGAAGACGUUAACAAUUUCAUUUGUGAAAAAGACAUGAACAAAGAGCAAAUAUUUGGAGUGUAAUUGGCUGUGACUUUACAAAUACCUACAUAUGAUGGAAAUUUACUUAAAGAAGAAAUUCCUGGGAGAGAGCAACAUUGCCUACCAAAACUGAGGCAAAAAAAGCCUUAAAAAAGCAAGCACUGAGAACUGAUUCAAACAUGUGGAGGAAUUCAGCAGCAGCUCUGCUGCAGCAUCCUGCAAGUAUUUGAGACCUUUCAAUCCACAGCAUCAGGAAAUGCCUUUGAACUCCUUCUAUUAGAGGUUUUCUUCCCAACCAGUGAGCAGCUACAGAAGCAGCCUUUGUCUCCUGAGAGCAGCCAUUCUGCCAGUCUGAGUGAGACUGUUGGGUGCUCACGUCUGAGGUCAUAGCAAGCAGCUGUGUACAGUGAGAUCCCAGCCAUAGGAAAAGGCCACAGAUAACGAAUAUAUAGAUUUUUAUAUAAAUAUAUAUAUAGUCCAACUCCUAUCAACAGUAUGGAAUAUACUUUAAAGAGCUUUUAAAACUUUGUAUUUUUGUACAAAACAGUUGCUUUUUACAAUUGUUCUCUUUUUUACUGACUUCUGUUUUGGUUUGUUUUGUGUUACAAAUAUAGUGCACAGGGGCCAAAGAAAACAAUAAAGGUACUAACCAUUCAGUAAGGUUUGCUGCCAGGCCCAGCUCAGCUCUAGAGAAACAUUUUUCCAGAUAGAUGCCUUGUUCUGGUAAAAGAGCUUCUGAGGCAGCCUUUAGGUGGUGCUUUCCCUACCGUAUGCAGCCCAGGACCAAUGGGCACAGCUCUGGCCGCAGCCAGUGCUCAGCAGGGCACCAUGCAAAGGCCAUGUUCCUUCCUCCCCUCCUGCCUGCCUGUUUUCUGCCUUCCUUCUGCUCGUGGGAAAAUGCCACAGAGGUAAACUGGCAGCCUUUAAGAAUGAUUUGGAAAUGUUUUCAUUGCUUUUCCCUUCUCGUGAGGAAUUCUACCCUAGCAGGUGCUGCUCAUAUUGCAAGUGGUGGCCAGAUGAAGGGUUUGAGAGGAGAGAAAGCGAGGAGCUGCACACACUGAAAUCUGACAGAUUUCAAACUCUGCCUCGCUCAGAACAGUCUAACCUUGCACUUCUCGAAGUGCUCUGUACAUUGAUCUCUGCUUUCUUGGACCUGUGCUUCCCUCUCAAACAAACUAGAAAAUAAAUUACACUGCAAAACAGAA
Molecule: messenger RNA, 4540 nt
Organism: Pogoniulus pusillus (Red-fronted tinkerbird)
Lineage: Eukaryota; Metazoa; Chordata; Aves; Piciformes; Lybiidae
Gene: COLEC12
Product: collectin subfamily member 12
Exons: 7
Coding region: 1407-3377 (656 amino acids)
Molecular function (GO): signaling receptor activity
Source: RefSeq, a predicted model, not a curated record